GAAGAAUCAGACAAUGAAGAAGACUAUGCAAUGUUAUUAAUUGAGACACAGUUAAAAGAGAAGCCUAAUCGUAUUGUUGGUUACAUAGAACACGUUGUAGACAACUAUAGUAGUACGGAAUUUCAACAACAUUUCAGAUUGUCUUUUGAAGCCUUUGAUUAUUUACUAGAACAAGUUGGUCCGUUAUUAAACUCUGCUGGAAAUGAAAAUAAACAAACUGGUCGUCCGCUAAUAGAUCCACGAAAACAGUUACUUUCAGUAAUUUGGAUAUUGGCUACACCUGAUUCAUACAGGUCCGUUGGUGAAAAAUUUGACAUGGCAAAGUCAUCGCUAUCAACAUGUUUUGUGCGAGUAAUUAAUGCUCUUUGUAUAAUUGCACCUAAAAUAAUAAAAUGGCCACAAAGAUCAGAAAUCGACGCAAAUAUUGAUAAAUUUAAAGAAAUCUGUAAUAUUCCUAAUGUUAUUGGUGUAAUUGACGGAACAUACAUUCCAAUCAAAGCUCCAAAAGUCGAUGCAGAAGCUUAUAUAAACCGAAAAUGCUUCUACGCUAUUACACUGCAAGGAAUAUGUGAUGCAUCAAUGAAAUUUGUUGAUUGCUUUGCAGGAUACCCAAGUUCUGUAAGCGAUGUGAGAAUUUUUAGGAACUCAGACAUAUAUAUUGAUAUAAUGUCUAAUACCAAACGCUACUUUCCCGGAGAUGAAUUUUUAUUGGGAGAUAAGGCUUAUCCUGUAUUAAAAUGGCUAAUUCCGCCUUAUAUUGAUAGAGGAAAUUUAAACGCCGUUAACAGACGAUUUAAUGAAACUGUAUCAAAAG
Molecule: messenger RNA, 814 nt
Organism: Pseudomyrmex gracilis
Lineage: Eukaryota; Metazoa; Arthropoda; Insecta; Hymenoptera; Formicidae
Product: putative nuclease HARBI1
Exons: 2
Source: RefSeq, a predicted model, not a curated record